Messenger RNA from Ostrea edulis (European flat oyster), 1208 nucleotides. RefSeq names its product scavenger receptor class F member 1-like. The record is from RefSeq and is a predicted model, not a curated record. Bases 236 to 1075 code for a protein of 279 amino acids. Lineage: Eukaryota; Metazoa; Mollusca; Bivalvia; Ostreida; Ostreidae. The transcript has 5 exons. Gene Ontology annotation, molecular function: scavenger receptor activity.
UUAAUGAAAACUCGCAGGGGUACCCUGACAUGAACAUAUUUUUUCGAGCCUCGAAACCCGCCUCGCUCAUGCCGAGUCAUAGCCGUGAUUGCAGUAGUCCGGAAACAACUGGUUAUCAUCAUCAAAAAGAUGCGAGAUUGGAAAGUAUGGUGAUGGAUGUCGAGAUUGCAGUGGAUGUCAAACAUGUGACAUCAUAAGCGGUAUCUGCACGUCGGUACCUUGUGGUGCAAACUGUAUGAGUGGAUUGUGUAAUCCCACUAUUGGAUACUGUACCCAAGGCUGUAUUAACGGAUACUGGGGAAACACGUGUACAUCAACCUGUCCACAAAACUGUCAAGGUGGAAGUUGUGAUAGGAUCAGUGGUUACUGUAACGGCUGUAGUAAUAAUAACUAUUGGGGACAAUCAUGUAAUACACCAUGCUCACAAUACUGUAACGGAGGUGUGUGUUAUCAAAACAAUGGAUAUUGUAGCAAUGGCUGCACACUAGGACGAUACGGAAAUAAAUGUGAACAUCACUGUAACGAAAAAUGCUCGGGGAACACUUGUGAUCAAAACAAUGGAGUAUGUACGAACGGAUGCGCUGAUUUUUAUUAUGGGUAUACAUGUGAGUACGAGUGUAGUCCUUACUGUAGUCCCAGACGUUGUGACAGAUAUAACGUUACAUGCACUGGAUGUAGCAGCGGUUAUUUUGGUUCGUCUUGCCGAGACAACUGUAGCGUAAACUGUGCUGAGGGAACGUGUGAUCAACAGACGGGAAAAUGUCACGGAGGAUGUAAACCAAACUGGACCGGGGACCAAUGUGACAAGUGCAGCUCAGAUCAUUAUGGUCAGUCAUGUGAUCAACGAUGUAGCUCACAUUGUGUAAAUGGAAUCUGCUUUUCAAACAACGGGACGUGCGUGGGUGGAUGUACUGGUGCAUUAAGUAAUGACAAGUGUACCCAAGAAAAUGUGCAACCCUUUACCACUGAAUGUGACAACAGCAUGGUCAUCGUCAGUAUUGUAAUGUCUGUUGUCAUUGUUCUCACAGGAAGUGUCGUAAACUUCCUGUUGUGGAGGAGAAACCAGUGUAAGUAAACCGAUUAUCAACAAGAGUAACUACUUCUGAUAAGUUCUUAAUUCUCAUAUCUUAAAGCCCUUGUUUAAAAGUUGGAAAUUAUAUACCAAAAGAAUGAAGGGAAUACAUUUUUUUGUCAUAAAUUGUCUAAAA